AUGACUACACGUGGAUUUUUGAGGAGUGCAUUUGAUAGCUGUGUGUAUCACAAGAAGAUGUCUGGUAAUUCUAUGAUUUAUCUAUUACUGUAUAUUGAUGAUAUGCUUAUUGCUACUAACAACAUGACAGAGAUAAAUAUUUUAAAGAAACUGUUGAGCAAGGAAUUUGACAUGAAGGAUUUAGGAGUUGCAAAUAAAAUUGUUGGAAUGGAGAUUUCAAGAGAAAAUGAUGUUGUACAUAUUUCUCAAAAGAGGUACAUCGAAAAAGUUCUUGAGAGAUUCAAUAUGCAUAUGAGCAAGCCUGUACAUGGCAAAUCUAGGAAAAAGGCACUGGGAAACUGUCAAGUUAAUAUUGAGAUAUCUCAAAGGAGCUCCUGUUGUUGGCCUAACAUUCUGAAAAGUGAAGGUAUUUCGAUUCUCGGUUAUGUUGAUUCUGACUAUGCAGGGGAUCUUGAUAGAAGAAGGUCCACAAUUGGAUACAUUUUUACUCUCGUUGGCAAUGCCGUUAGUUGGAAAUCUACUUUACAGUCGAUUGUUGCUUUGUCUACAACAGAGGCAGAAUAUAUGGCAGCAACGGAGGCAUUGAAAGAAGCUAUACGGUUGAAAGGUUUGGUGUUUUUAUUUGGUUUGGUCUCGAUAUUUGUUAAUAUUGAAGGUCGUAGUAUCUCUCAAUUCUUAAAUCAAGAAUCACAAGGAACCAAAUGGGCUGUCCUGGUUGCUGGUUCCAAUGGCUGGGAUAAUUAUAGGCAUCAGGCUGAUGUGUGUCAUGCUUACCAAUUACUCAAGAAUGGAGGUCUUAAAGAUGAGAACAUCAUUGUAUUUAUGUAUGAUGACAUUGCUCACAAUCGAGAAAACCCCAGACCUGGAGUAAUCAUCAAUAACCCACAUGGCAAUGAUGUUUACAAAGGUGUCCCAAAGGAUUAUGUAGGUGAAGAUGUUAAUGCUCUAAACUUUUACAAUGUCAUCCUUGCAAACAAAAGUGGUAUUGUUGGAGGAACUGGAAAAGUUUUGAAUAGUGGUCCAAAUGAUCAUAUCUUCAUCUACUAUACUGAUCAUGGUGGCCCUGGAAUUGUUGCAAUGCCAAGUGGAGAAUUGGUUUAUGCAAAUGAUCUAGUUAACGUGUUGAAAAAGAAGCAUGCUUCAGGGACGUAUGACAGACUGGUGUUUUACUUAGAAGCCUGCGAGUCUGGAAGCAUGUUUGAUGGUCUUCUCCCCGAAGGACUUGAUAUCUAUGUCAUGACUGCAUCGGAACCUAAUGAAGACAGUUGGGCGACAUAUUGUGGCGAGGGUACUCCUGAAGAGCCCUGCUUGGUUCAGUGUUCCCCUCCCGAGUUUCAGGGUGUCUGCUUGGGAGACUUGUAUAGUAUUUCUUGGAUGGAAGAUAGUGAUAUACAAGAUCGAACAGCUGACAGCGUGCAAGGGCAGUAUAGUAGAGUUGCAAACAGAACUGCAGCCAACAUAACACAUGGUAGCUAUGGCUCUCAUGUCACAGAAUACGGUGAUAUAGUGGUGAGUUUUGAUUCUCUUGCCGCGUAUAUGGGUGAGAAUUUCAAAAAUCACAGUCAUGACUCUGUGGAUGCCAAAUCAUUCUCGACAUCAUCAUCAAGGAAUGUGGAUCAGCAUAGUACUGAACUUUUCUAUCUGUUCGCCAAACACCGAAAGGCUCCUGAAGGCUCCAAUGAGAAAUAUGAAGCUCUUGUGAAACUAAAUGAAGUUAAGUCACAGAGAAGUCAAGUGGACUACAAUGUAAAACAUCUGGGGGAGCUUCUUUUUGAUGUUGAAAAAGGUAACGAGGUACUAAACAGUGUUCGACCUGCCCGACAACCACUUGUUGACAACUGGGAUUGCCUUAAGUCAUAUGUCAAGAUAUUUGAGGCACAUUGUGGAAGAUUAACAACGUAUGGAAGGAGACAUGUACGUGGUAUCGCCAACAUCUGCAAUGCUGGGAUUACGAAUGAGAAAAUGGUUGCUAUGUCUGCACAAGCAUGUUCAAGUUAGUAGAGAAUACUGCGAAGGAGCAACUAUACUUCUGUUUAGUUGAUAGCUACAUUCAGAAAAAGGCUGCUUAGAAUUGCAGAUCUUUUCCCAGUAUUCAUGUACUAAAGCUUUAUUUUCUCAAUAAUGAUGGCCUUUUGAUAUUUUUAUGCAUUUACCAGUAUUGUUAAGUUCCAUCCAAGUUCAAUUUUGUUUGUUAAUUUGGAUGAAAUUGAUGAAGCCUUUAGCCGCUACUGCAUGCAUAU
Messenger RNA from Solanum lycopersicum (tomato), 2240 nucleotides. RefSeq names its product vacuolar processing enzyme VPE11 (gene VPE11). The record is from RefSeq and is a predicted model, not a curated record. Gene Ontology annotation, molecular function: cysteine-type endopeptidase activity. Gene Ontology annotation, biological process: vacuolar protein processing. NCBI's taxonomy places the organism in Eukaryota, Viridiplantae, Streptophyta, Magnoliopsida, Solanales, Solanaceae.